This is a messenger RNA of Amphibalanus amphitrite, 2856 nucleotides long. RefSeq lists its product as uncharacterized. NCBI's taxonomy places the organism in Eukaryota, Metazoa, Arthropoda, Thecostraca, Balanomorpha, Balanidae. Gene Ontology annotation, biological process: DNA integration. The record is from RefSeq and is a predicted model, not a curated record. Gene Ontology annotation, molecular function: nucleic acid binding. The transcript is spliced from 3 exons. The coding region runs from base 1 to 2856 and encodes 951 amino acids.
AUGUCGGGCGGUGAAAUGAAGAUCGAGCUGAUAGAAGAUGCUGUUCCGUUUGCCAUCUCUGCGGCUCGGAACAUCCCGUUCUGCUGGCGUGAGGAAGUCAAGAAGCAGCUCGAUGACCUCCAAGAGAAGGGCAUCAUAGAGCCGGUCUACCAUCCGACUGAAUGGUGUCAUCCACUGGUUCCAGUCCCCAAGAGGUCGGCGGACGGAUCAGUCUCUGGAUGCAGACUCACAGUGGACUUCACCAAGCUGAACAAGUUUGUGAAGAGGCCGACACAUCCUGUACGAGGGACCCACGACGCCGUUGCAUCAAUCGAAAUCGGCGCUCGCUUCUUCACGAAGAUAGACAGCAAAGCCGGCUAUCACCAAGUCCCAAUAAGACGAGAAGACCAGGACCUGACGACGUUCAUGACGCCCUGGGGGCGUUACCGCUACCGACGCGCCGUGAUGGGCCUCAUCUCCAGCGGCGACGUCUACAACCAGCGUGGAGAUCAAGUCCUGGGUGACAUCCCACGAACAUGCAAGGUGGUGGACGACGUCCUGGCCUGGGACAACGACUACAACGAGCACAUCAAGCACGUCUGGAAGAUCCUGCAGCGAUACAACGACAACGACAUCACGUUGAACGGCGACAAGUUCGUCUUCGGCGCCGAUCACGUCGAGUUCUGCGGAUAUGAGAUCAGUGCGGACGGCUACAAACCAGACCAGAAAAAGACGAGGGCGAUCGCAGAGUUCCCACAGCCGGAGUGCAUCACGGACCUUCGGUCGUUCCUGGGUCUCAAUGCAUGGGUCUGGUCUGAAGAGCACACCACCGCCUUCAACAACGUGAAGAAGCGCCUGGUGUCACCACCAGUGUUGGGAUUCUUUGAUCCAACACGACGAACCGUGCUGGAGACCGACGCCGCCAGACUGAAGGGCCUCGGUUUCUGCCUUCGUCAGCAGGAUGAUCAGGGCCACUGGAAGCUCAUUCAGUGCGGCUCCCGCUUCCUGAGUGAGACGGAGUCUCGCUACGCUACGAUUGAAGUGGAGCUGCUGGCGCUGACAUGGGCGGCGAAGAAGUGUUCCACCUACCUCAAGGGGAUGCAGAGCUUCGAGGUGCUGACGGACCACCGUCCUUUGGCCCCCAUCCUCAACAAGAAGUCUGUGCAAGACAUCGAGAACCCUCGUCUGCAGCGACUCCGAGAACUGCUGAUGCCGUACAACUUCACCGCCACCUGGCGCAAGGGAGCACAGCACCGCGUCCCAGAUGCCCUCUCCAGGCAUCCUGUGGAUCCACCCAGCUCAUCUGAUGAAGACGUGACGCUGCAAAUUGGAAGUCUGGUCACACGGAUUGUGGCUGAAGCUGAGGGCGAAGACGGAGGAAGACCCUCACCGUUUGAAGACGCCACACUGACAGCGAUACGGGCAGCAUCUGAACGCGAUCCUGAGCUUCAAGCCCUGAAGGACGUCAUCAUGAAUGGGUUUCCGGACCAGAAGGCUGACACCGACGCUCAGGUCCGCCCAUCGCUCCGCAAGAACGUGCUGCAGAGCCUGCAUGCGUCACACCAGGGCGAAGUCCGCACGAAGACGAGAGCAAGGCAGACAGAGUACUGGCCUGGUAUCAACCAGGACGUCACCAACGUCAUCAAGACCUGUGCAGCGUGUCGCACACACCAGACAGCACAGCAGAAAGAGCCCAUCCUGCAGGAACAGACACCAGCUCGUGUGUUCGAGGCAGCAUCAGCCGAUUUCUUCCAGUACGCCGGGCAUACAUACCUGGGCUACGUGGAUCGUCUCUCCGGAUGGCCGUGUGUGAGUGACAUGUCACACCAAGCCACUGCCAAGAAUUUCAUCACAGCUCUACGCGAGAUGUUCAGCUACACCGGCGUUCCAGUCGUCCUCCGAACUGAUGGUGGACCACAGUUCACUGCCGGUCUCACCAGACGCUUCCUGGAGAAGUGGGGUGUAAAGCACCAGAUCUCGUCACCCCACUACCCGCAAGCGAACGGUCACGCUGAGGCAGCGGUGAAAGCUGUGAAGCGCCUGAUAAAGAGGACCACAGCAGACGGACGCCUGGACUGCGAUUCGUUCGCAGAAGGCCUGCUCGAGCUUCGGAACGCGCCUCGUUCCGACGGCCGAUCAGCUUCUCAAGUUCUCUUCGGGCACCUGCUCCAUUCUACUGUUCCUGCCCACCACCGCGCGUUCGACCGGCGCUGGCAGCUGCUCGCCGAUGAGUGCGACGCGCGUGCAACAGAAGAGAAGCUGAAAACGGCAGAGAGGUACGACUCUACCGCUAGGUCUCUGCCCAGCCUCCGGAUGGGUCAGCAAGCCCUGAUACGAGACGCCCACACUGGACUCUGGGACCGGACUGGCGUCAUCUGCGGAGUCGACAGCUUCAGGAGCUUCUUCGUUCGGCUCCCGAGCGGCCGGCUGUACUGGAGAAACCGCCGUUUUCUCCGUCCUGUCCGGCCUCUCAUCACUGAACAGCGGGCGACGUCACACACGCCGUUGCCAGAGUCUCCAGUACAACAGCAGCGACAGCAGCCGCAAAUGCAGGAGCAGUCGCAGCAGAAACGACGGCAGCAGCCACAACAGCCGCCGAACCGGCAGCGGUCGUCGCCACAGCCAGGGCAACAGCACCCUCGUCAAGAGCCGCGGCCACCACCUCUUCAGGAGCGGUCUCGACGGCAGCCUCAUCAGCGACAGUCUGCUGGUUCACCCCGACAGCGACAGGAGGAUCUGUCCCAGCCGACGUCAGCUGAGGGUCGCUCUAUCACCGAGACCAGCCCCGUGACGUCCAAAGCCCCCCGUCGGAGCACCCGCGUGCACUACAGGCCCCAACGUUUGCAAGUACGGUGGGGCACGUGCUCAUACUCGUGA